UCAAUAGUAUACAUCACAAUGUCUGCCGUGUUCUCUACUUCUCAUGUAUAACGUAUUUCAAUUUUCUACGCUUUUACGAUGUUUAUGGUAUUGCAUUAAAUUUAUUAAUUUGGUGAUUAUUUGAAAGAACGUUAAAAUUUGAAACCACACGUAAAUGUAACAAGUUGAACUGUGAGACACUGUAAAAUCGACAUAUUUAAGUGGUGCUCUUGAAAGGGGAAUUGUUAAACGAUGGAUAAUCAAGGAUUAGGAUAUUCCUACCAUUUACCGUCUGCUGGAUGGAAUCUUAAAGUCAGAAAUGCAUUAUCUCAAUUUAGUGAUCUUUUUAGCGAAUUUAACAAAUACAUUGCACCAGCAUAUCAUCAUGAUCGUUGCGAAAGAUCCGUGCAAAUGCGUUUAUAUUCUAUGCACAAAAGAGAAUUUGUCAUGGUAUUUGUUGGCUUUUUUGCCUGUUUUGGAUUGUCCGUGUUCAUUGGGCUUACUGGUCCGCCGAUAACUUCAACAAGUGAACAAAAAGCACAUCUCAAUGGAAGCGAAAUGGCAACUGGACCAUUUAGAAUGAAGACACCAGCUUUGUCGCCUUAUAGCCAACAAUUAUGGGUCAUUGCUAAAUUAUCUACGUUAAAUAAUGACGAUGAAAGAUACGAUAAAAGUUUUCAAGUAAGCGUUUCAAUAGAUGGCAUCAGUAUUAAUCAUAAGCGUAUUCCUGUAUUGGAAGCUGGACAUACUAGAACAAGACAUCUGAAAUGUGAGAGACAAUCUUGCGAGGAGCUUGUCGUGGCUCAUCUUGGAUUUUUAGAUUACACCUACUAUAUAAUAACUGUCCAUUUUCAUGGACUUGAAAGCUUCCACCAACGAUAUACAAUACGAGAUCUCACAUUCUACUUUAAAAAUUACAAUCCUGCGUUCACACAAAUUGAGAUAUGGUUUCGACUGAUCUUCUUGCUGACUACUUUUGGAGUGAUGUGUUGGUUCGGUCACUCGCUAAGAAAAUAUUCGUUACAUGAUUGGUCAAUAGAGCAAAAGUGGAUUUCUAUUCUUCUUCCAUUAUUAAUUUUAUAUAAUAAUCCUUUAUUUCCUAUGACAUUUUUAAUAAACUCUUGGGUACCUGGAAUGCUCGAUGCAAUAUUACAAACAACUUUUUUAUGUGCCAUUCUCAUGUUUUGGCUUUGCGUUUAUCAUGGUCUUAGACAGAAUGAAAGGAGAUUGAUCACUUUUUAUUUGCCGAAAAUGUUGGUUGUUGGUCUUCUAUGGGCGGCAGCUCUAACAUUGGCAACAUGGCUUCGUUGCACUGAAUUAGAAGAUCCAACAUAUAAUUACGUUCUUGAUACAUCAAAUUAUUAUGGUUUCAAAGUAUUCUUCUUUACAGUUGGUGGUUUUUACAUUGCAUAUCUUCUUCUACUUAUACUAAAGGCAUACAGUGAACUAAGAUCUAUGCCAUAUUUUGAUUUACGAUUAAGAUUUUUAACAUUACUUGCUGGAGUAGUUGCUGGUGUUUGCAGUUUAGUUACUUCUCGUCAAUUUGGUGCAGGUGUUCUCGAAGAUAGUUUUGCUUCACGUCUUUCUACAUAUUAUAGCACAUCGGCACAAUUUAUGGCUUUGUAUGGCCUUCUCAAUUUUUAUUUGUAUACAAUGGCAUACGUUUAUGCUCCAGCAUUACAACAAGUAUAUGGACAACAUUCAUCCAUAAUGAAAGAUAAUCCUGCUUUUUCGAUGAUAAAUGAUUCGGAUGAAGAAGUGAUAUAUGGAUCGGAUGAAGACAACAGACGAUUGUUAACACGUUUAUCAAAAAAUGGAGUGGACAGUGAUUGAAUAAACACGAUCAAGAGGGUAAAACAAUUAUAUACAAAUAAUUGUAUCUAAUGAAGAAGUGAGAUGUGCAUUGGCAGGCAAUUUUUGUAAAUUUUACAAAAAUACUGCCUUUUAGGUAUGGAAAAGACUGUACAUAUGCCUUCUGGGAUUUUGGUAUUAAUCUAUUUAUUAUAACACACAAGAAAAGAAAAGAAUCAAUAAUCUAUUCGUAUUAAUCUGUUAUUAUUCUCGAGCAGCAUUAACGAAUAAGUAAUGAAUGAGAUAAAAACAAUAUAGAAAUGAUUAG
Molecule: messenger RNA, 2098 nt
Organism: Polistes canadensis
Lineage: Eukaryota; Metazoa; Arthropoda; Insecta; Hymenoptera; Vespidae
Product: transmembrane protein 181
Exons: 14
Coding region: 232-1812 (526 amino acids)
Molecular function (GO): toxic substance binding
Source: RefSeq, a predicted model, not a curated record